This is a messenger RNA of Cercospora beticola, 2005 nucleotides long. RefSeq names its product polynucleotide 5'-hydroxyl-kinase (gene GRC3). Gene Ontology annotation, biological process: cleavage in ITS2 between 5.8S rRNA and LSU-rRNA of tricistronic rRNA transcript (SSU-rRNA, 5.8S rRNA, LSU-rRNA). Gene Ontology annotation, cellular component: nucleus. Gene Ontology annotation, molecular function: polynucleotide 5'-hydroxyl-kinase activity. The record is from RefSeq and is a predicted model, not a curated record. Lineage: Eukaryota; Fungi; Ascomycota; Dothideomycetes; Mycosphaerellales; Mycosphaerellaceae.
AACGGAAAGCAGGAGAAGCCUUUGGCAAGAACAAGACGCAAGAUCUGAGGAAUCCGGAGACUCAAGUGAGCGCAUUCGCAGCUGCCCGCGCGAUCAGUUCUCCGGCUGAUUGGCGAGAAUCAGCUUCUUCGACAUGUAAACCAGAAGAUGAACAUGCCUCUGGCGCUAUUGAGGAGCUGAGCGCGCACGAGACGACCGGAAGCACUCAAAUCGCAGUUGACGAUCCGGUGGUGAGCAUGGAAUGCGAGCGCGGCGAUGCAGCGAAAAUCAACGUCACUCUCUCGACCAUCAAGCAGAACGCUAUCGACUUUCCCAAUGACGAUGCCAUGGUGAUUUCAAUGCGACCGGAAGAAAGCGUCACUAUUCUGGGUGAUUUUAACUUACAAGUACUAAAUGGCGUUGUCUCCAUAUAUGGGUCCAUGAUCCAUGCCAACCGGGGUGUACAAAGAGUGUACGCACCAGCAGUAUCUCCACUGCCUGCUAUUACAGCUCGCAAGCCGGAAACGUCAAUUCGAAUCACAUCUGUAUCUUCUGGGUUGGCGAGUAUCGAGCCACUGUCUCCGAUGUUUCGCAAUAUUUGCUCGUCAGUCGAGGGCGACUCUCGUUCGUUCUGUGUCCUACCUAAUUCCAGAGAUGUCUCAAUGGGAAGGGCAAUAACACCUCUCGACAUCGAUGACGGCACUAGGAAAGUGAUCUCUCAACUCAAUGCUCGGCUGGAUGCAGGCGGCCAGGCGCCUCGAAUUAUGGCAAUCGGUGGCAAGUCUUCUGGGAAGUCGACUUUCAAUCGUAUUCUCUGCAAUACUGUCACCAGUCGAGCCGACAGGAGCAGCUGCGCCUACAUUGAUCUCGAUCCUGGCCAACCAGAGUUCGGACCACCUGGUCAGCUCUCAUUAAUCGAAGUCACUGCGCCAAUCUUGGGCCCGUCGUUUACUCAUCAAGCAUCGACGCGAAACUCGAGUUAUCGCCUCAUACGAUCCCACACGAUCGCUUCAACAACAUUCAAGGACGAUCCAGACCACUAUCUGGCAUGUGCUUUCGACCUAUUGAGCUACGCACCCAAGAACAUACCUAUAAUUAUCAACUCAUGUGGUUGGGUGAAUGGGCUAGGAGCGAGCACGAUAGUCUCACUGGCAUCGAAGCUAUCCAUAUCAGAUCUGGUGAGCCUAGACUCAAUUGAGACAGAGGUGCUCAGCGAAGCUGCCGCGGUGGUAGGCAAUGUGCCGCUCCGCAUUUCUAGGAGGCAGCGACAGCAGGCAUUACGGACACCUGCGGAGCUCCGCGCCAUGCAAACGAUGGCAUACUUCCACCAGAAGUCUUCCCUGAGCUCCGUCAAAUGGAUUACGAAGCCUAUAAAUGAAGUUCGGCCCUGGAUCGUCUCGUACUCCACGGAGGGCUCAGGAAUCGCAGCGGUUCUCAACUACGGCCAAGCCCCACAUCCGGAUUUCCUGGGUGAAGUCCUUGAUGGCUCCAUAGUAGCCAUCACAGUGAUCGAUGACCAGGCCCUCGACCAAGAAGCGAUUCAUCGCACAGCCACAGAACAUAUUCCCUACCUACCACCAAGUCCGACAGGUCACACUCCUCCUCUCGAUCCUCGGCGCAGUCAUUGCAUUGGUCUUGGGCUGAUACGCGGCAUCGACACAGAAAGCAAGACUUUGCAGCUAGUCACGCCCGUUGCCUCGGGUGAAAUCGAAGCGUUGGCGGACAAGCAAGUAGUGCUCAUACGCGGCGGAUUUGAUCCACCAGAAUGGGCUUACUUGGAGGACUGGUAUGCGGCAGGAGGAGCUGUAGAUACAGAGGAACGGCCAUGGGUCAGCUUUCAAGAGCAAGUGGGUAUAGAAGGCUCGAUCUGGCGUAUGCGACAUCCUCCUAUGGCAAAGGAUGUACGGUAAAUGCACGAUGGCUUUCUCAAGCCUCGUGAAUCGGUCCGAGGCAUCGCAAGUUACACCAAGCAUAAUGUGCAGCCUCUGCAACUGGCAGAGAUAAUGCUUCGCUGGUUGUCCCAGAC